AUGGACUGGGCGGCCUGUUCCCUGCCGCUGCACGGAGAGGACGCGCACUUCGGGGCCGGCAACUUGGCCGGCGUGGGCGGGUACAGGAAGGACGGCGUUGACGCCGGCGCCUUCGCCCGCGGGCUCAUGGCGAGAGCCUACGCGGAGGCGCUCGUGGCCACGAAGCUCCUCCCGGGGGGCACGCGUGACGGCGUCCGCCCCAAAGCGCUGCUGGAGCUGGCCUACCAGUGCACGGCGGCGUCGGGGGCCACGGGGGCGUCCACGGCCGUCAUCCUCUCGCUCGACGGCAACGGCAGGCGCCUCAGGUGGGCCAACAUCGGCGACAGCGGCUUCGCCGUCUUCCGCGGCCCAAGGAGCACGAUCGCGCACCGCUCGCGGCCGCAGCAGAGCCGCUUCAACCGCCCGUUCCGGAAGCAGCAACGCGGUGGUGGGGAGAGUUGCAGUAGUCGCGGCGGCAAGGAGGACGACAUCACCGUUUCCCUGCGUUGGUUACAAGUGUACGUGACCCAGCUGGCGGUACGAGGAGUUGUGGUCCUAGGCACAAGGUUGAAGAUGCGGCUGCCGCCAAGUGGACAGGUUUUACUAAGGGGCACAAAACCGGCAUGA
Messenger RNA from Brachypodium distachyon (stiff brome), 606 nucleotides. Its product is annotated as putative protein phosphatase 2C 23. The transcript has a single exon. Lineage: Eukaryota; Viridiplantae; Streptophyta; Magnoliopsida; Poales; Poaceae. Bases 1 to 606 code for a protein of 201 amino acids. The record is from RefSeq and is a predicted model, not a curated record.